Molecule: messenger RNA, 820 nt
Organism: Ananas comosus (pineapple)
Lineage: Eukaryota; Viridiplantae; Streptophyta; Magnoliopsida; Poales; Bromeliaceae
Product: 40S ribosomal protein S24-1-like
Exons: 5
Coding region: 104-520 (138 amino acids)
Biological process (GO): translation
Cellular component (GO): ribosome
Molecular function (GO): structural constituent of ribosome
Source: RefSeq, a predicted model, not a curated record
GCCGCGGCGUUCAUCCUCCUUUUCUCUUCUUCAUCCCUCUGAACUGUUCGUCCUCUCCGCCGCCCAGAGCUUCUCUGCUCCGAAGCGAACGAGGAGAUCAACAAUGGCGGAUACGAAGGCGGUCACGAUCCGUACUCGCAAGUUCAUGACCAAUCGCCUCCUCUCCCGGAAGCAAUUCGUCAUCGAUGUUCUCCACCCUGGAAGGGCGAACGUCUCCAAGGCGGAGUUGAAGGAGAAGCUGGGGAAGCUCUACGAGGUGAAGGAUCCGAACUCCAUCUUCGUGUUCAAGUUCCGGACGCACUUUGGAGGGGGGAAAUCGACCGGAUUCGGCCUCAUCUAUGAUUCUGUCGACGCCGCGAAGAAGUAUGAGCCCAAGUAUCGGCUCAUUAGGAAUGGACUUGCAACCAAGGUUGAAAAGUCAAGGAAGCAAAUGAAGGAAAGGAAGAAUAGGGCAAAGAAGAUCCGUGGAGUAAAGAAGACAAAGGCUGGAGAUGCUGCCAAGCAAGGAAAGAAGAAAUGAGCGAAGUUGUUACUCUCAUUGCCCCUUACUGUUUGCUAUCUAUUUAGAGUUUUGAGACGUUGCUUCGAAAAAUUAGUGAUUAGUUCUUAUAUGGUUUUAAAGAGUCCAAGAUGAUUUUGUACUCCGGGAUUUGCAUUUGAUAAUCAUUUUGUUCUGAGUUUAUUUUGAUCCUUUUGUUAAGGACAAAUUUUCGUCAAGUUAUCUGGUUGUGUGGUCUAUUUUCUACCUAGACGGCAUUCUAUGUUUGCUGAUUGGAUUCUGUUUGAGUGUCAAUUCAGUGAUAUCGGAUCCUUUUCCUAA